AGGCCGGGCAUGGCUCGAGGGCGCCUGGGAACCCCCUCCGCCGAGCGUCUCCGUACAUCGGUAGCGCAGCGGCAGGCAGUGCCCGAGGAGGCGCCCGCCAUCUCGACCGGCGAUGUCGGAGCGGCACGCCUACGGCACGUCCUGCGGGUGCGUCAGCCGCAGGAUAUUCGUCCUCGUGUCCUGCCUGGUGCUGGCGGUCCUCUGCUACCUGCAGCUGGGCCGCUGGUUCCUGGAGCUCCAUCUGCUCAGCCCCGCCACGGAGGAUGCGAACCAGCGCCUCCACUGCACGGGCACCGAGUGCCUCGAGGUCUGGAGCUGCUACGGCAUGCGGGAGACCACCUACCACCUGCGGGAGCCCUUCGUCACGGCCGUGGGGGCCGUCACGCUGCCGCUCGGGGUGUACGGUGCCCUUCAGGGCAGCCAGUGGCACCUUCAGGCGGCCACCCUCUACCUGAUCUUGGGCGCGCGCUGCUUCCAGCUUGACAAUGGGCCGCACAGGUGGCUGACGUUGUGUACGUCGAGACGUGUGGCUCCUACCCGUUCAACGUGGUGGACCAGAUCCUCCUGGAGACAAAGGGGCUUGUCUACAAGGCUAUCCAGGAGAAGCUGUCUGUGAUGUCAAGCUUCGGUGUCGACAACGUCGACGCUGCCACGGCCGGCUUCUACACGAUGGUGCCUCUCUGGGGCCUGUGGCUGCUCGUGGUGGGGUACCUGGCCAGCCAGGCGCAGCUGCUCGGGAGAUUGCUGG
Prorocentrum cordatum is the source of this 748-nucleotide messenger RNA. The record is from the annotation of a GenBank genome assembly. NCBI's taxonomy places the organism in Eukaryota, Dinophyceae, Prorocentrales, Prorocentraceae.